UUAUUAGCACGUUUAUUUGUGUCAUUUAUAUGUGCCAACUUGUAAUUAUUGUCCUUCUUCCAUAAUCCCAUUUCUGAUUUUUGCUUUCAAUUCUCCAUUAAUUCUCCAAAUUAUGGAGCUUCUCUUUUGGAGAAAUGCUCAGAGAACUCCAAGAAUAGUAGUACUUGUUUCUUUAACAUUAAUCAUUCUUGGUCUUAUCCCUCUUUACCACCCUUUUAAUUUAUAUGCUGCAGAUGUUAUAGUAGUAAAUCAUUCUUCUAAAACAUCACAACCAUAUCAGACUAAGGACCAAAAGAUAAAGAUUGCGGAGGAAGACACGUGUGAUGUAUUCAUUGGAGAUUGGGUUCCUAAUCCAGACGGUCCAUAUUACACGAACACGACAUGUUGGGCAAUACACGAGCACCAAAAUUGCAUGAAAUAUGGGAGGCCUGAUACUGAUUUCUUGAAAUGGAGGUGGAAACCAAAAGGGUGCGACCUGCCCAUUUUCAACCCGUAUCAGUUUUUGGAUAUGAUGAGGAACAAGUCUUUGGCAUUUAUUGGAGAUUCAGUUGGAAGAAACCAAAUGCAGUCUUUAAUUUGCCUCUUGUCCCGGGUGGAAUAUCCCAUCGAUAUUUCUUGUGACGAUGAUCAAAAUUUCAAAAGGUGGAAAUACAUAACUUAUAACUUUACCUUAGCAGCAUAUUGGUCACCAUUCUUAGUCACGGUUAAAGAAUCAGAUCCUGAUGGUCCUAGCCACACAGGUCUUUUCAAUCUUUAUCUUGAUGAACCUGAUGCAAAAUGGAUAACCCAAAUUGAACAAUUUGACUACCUCAUCCUCAAUUCUGCCCACUGGUUUACAAGAUGCAGUGUCUACUACGAGAAAAAUCAAAUAAUUGGUUGUCGUUAUUGUGGACUCCCAAAUGUCACUGAUCUUCCAAUAAAUUAUGGUUAUCAAAAGGCACUUAAGACAACUUUAGAAGCCAUCAAUAGAUUAAAAAAUUAUAAAGGUGUUACUUUUCUUAGGACUAUUGCGCCUUCUCAUUUUGAAGGUGGUGAAUGGAAUAAGGGUGGAAAUUGUAUUAGAAGAAGGCCAUUUAGAAGCAAUGAGACAUCUUUGGAUGGUUUAACUUUGGAAUUUUAUAUGACACAAGUUGAAGAAUUUAAGGUUGCAUCUGAUGAAGGAAAGAAAAAGGGUAAGAGGUUCAGAUUAUUGGACAUGACACAAGCCAUGUUAUUGAGACCAGAUGGUCACCCUAGUAGAUAUGGACAUUGGCCUAAUGAGAAUGUGGUUUUGUAUAAUGAUUGUGUACAUUGGUGUUUGCCUGGUCCUAUUGAUUCUUGGAGUGAUUUUUUGCUUCAUAUGUUGAAGUUGGAGGGCAGGAGAGCCCUUGAGGAAAGUCUUCAACUAAAUUUAGUAUGCUGCUAGACCAAGGUGCAGACGGGAGAGAUGAAUAUCAAGUGAAUCAUGCACAUAGCAGGCUAAUGGCAGAAUGUUGUUCGAAUGCGAAAGGCUAGUAUUCCCAUGCGAGUUGGAAUUCCCGGAAGAUCAUGUCCAUGUCCUAAAAGGAAUACGCGUAUUGAAGGACUUCAUGCACCAAAAGGAAUUUGUAUUUAUGGAAAAGAUUUGUAUGGAGAAAGAAGGUUGAAGAGUUGGAAAUAAAUAAGGAAAUCGAAUCUAAAUAUGGGAGGUUUUCCUUAAUCAAAAUAUUCUAGGUUUUGGAGCAUUAAUUAAAGAAGAUUUUUUGCCAACCUUGCACCUAUAUAAGAAUCCACUUCAUGACUACUACCAUUGAGAGAAAUUAUUGAAAAAACUUUUGACAGCAAGCACAACAAAAAGGUACUUCUGAAGAUUCAAUCAAACCAACUAAAGAACCAUUUCUUUAAGAAGAAGCUGCUCGAGUUCUCUAGUUGUAGGUUAUUUUUGAAAUUUUUUGUAAGUUUUCUGGGUUAGAGUUAGUUUGAAAAUGAUUUGCUACAAUUGGUUUGGUUGUAUGGAUUAGGGUACUAUAGUUAGUCUA
Messenger RNA from Nicotiana attenuata, 1997 nucleotides. RefSeq names its product protein trichome birefringence-like 19. Gene Ontology annotation, molecular function: O-acetyltransferase activity. Gene Ontology annotation, cellular component: Golgi apparatus. The record is from RefSeq and is a predicted model, not a curated record. Lineage: Eukaryota; Viridiplantae; Streptophyta; Magnoliopsida; Solanales; Solanaceae. The coding region runs from base 113 to 1405 and encodes 430 amino acids. The transcript is spliced from 3 exons.